Salarias fasciatus (jewelled blenny) is the source of this 1179-nucleotide messenger RNA. RefSeq names its product fatty acid-binding protein, intestinal-like. Lineage: Eukaryota; Metazoa; Chordata; Actinopteri; Blenniiformes; Blenniidae. Bases 70 to 468 code for a protein of 132 amino acids. The transcript has 4 exons. Gene Ontology annotation, molecular function: lipid binding. The record is from RefSeq and is a predicted model, not a curated record.
UGCAAUCCCACGCUCUACUGGUGCCUCAUCAGCAGCCGCCGCCCUCAGCCCGAGACCAGCCUCGCAGCCAUGGCGUUCAAUGGAACCUGGAAGGUCGACCGCAACGAGAACUACGACAAGUUCAUGGAUCAGAUGGGCGUCAAUGUCGUGAAGCGCAAGCUGGCCGAACACGACAACCUCAAGAUCGUCAUCGAGCAAACCGGGGACAAGUUCCACAUCAAGGAGUCCAGCACAUUCCGCACCAAAGACAUCGACUUCACGCUGGGCGUCAACUUCGAAUACACCCUGGCCGACGGCACCGAAGUCUCGGGUGCGUGGGAGAUGGACGGCGACACGAUGAAAGGCAAAUUCACCAGGAAAGACAACAGCAAGGUCCUGACCACCACCAGAUCGCUGGUGGGCGGGGAGCUGGUGCAGACUUACAGCUACGAAGGCGUGGACGCCAAGAGGAUUUUCAAGAAGCAGUAACCUCAACCCUGGAGUUUAUGUGCUUUUGUAUAGAUGACACAGUAUGGAUUUUUUUUUUUUUUUUUUUUGUAACAAUAGAACAUGGCCAAGUUGAGUGUUUUCUCAUGAUGUUUUAUAAUAAAUACCUCAAAAAUAUUGGCAUUUUACAUAGUUGGUAGAUGAAUUAUUAUCAUCACAGUGCUGUGUGUAUCCACUCCUCUGCAGCCUGCAGUGAAGGACGUCUUCAAAAGGCCUUCUUAAUACACUCAAGUGAGCUGAUGACUAACUGUAAGUGUGGUUCUGUGCACUGAGCAGGAACGUUGACUGUCUCUUGAGAUAUUUUGAUUUGUCUCAAAUGCUUUCACUCCGCUUUGUGACUCUCUGGCAGCGUCCAUACAGGCUGAAGAUGUAUAUGUUUCUUAUUGCCUUGAAGAAUGCUGCAUAAAAUAUCCAAAAGAAGUGAGUGGAAAGCAUUAUAUUUCAGUAGGCUUCACAAUCUGACACACACUUCUGAUUGGUUAAACCAAGAUUGUCAUGUUUGGCAGGAACCCUGUGAUUAAACUUGACUUGUUUACACCCUCAGAACAUCAGUCCCACAUUGAACCUGCACAAAAAUAAACUUCUACGACGUGAACCACAUUAGAUGUUAAAUAUCUUUUAAGAAGUUGGGAGAAAAGUCGAUUUGCACUCAUGAUCUCUGUACCAUGUUUUACAAUAAAGCAACUUUCAUGU